Aedes aegypti (yellow fever mosquito) is the source of this 1603-nucleotide messenger RNA. Its product is annotated as mitochondrial import receptor subunit TOM40 homolog 1. The transcript is spliced from 3 exons. NCBI's taxonomy places the organism in Eukaryota, Metazoa, Arthropoda, Insecta, Diptera, Culicidae. Gene Ontology annotation, cellular component: mitochondrial outer membrane; mitochondrial outer membrane translocase complex. The coding region runs from base 223 to 1191 and encodes 322 amino acids. The record is from RefSeq and is a predicted model, not a curated record. Gene Ontology annotation, molecular function: transmembrane protein transporter activity. Gene Ontology annotation, biological process: protein import into mitochondrial matrix.
ACUGUCAGUGUGUGGUUUCUUUGCGUUUUGAUUGCUCGUCGUGUGAGGCAUUUUUCAGGCGAUUCGUGUUUUUCGGCCGUAGUGCGCUAUCUUUUGCGUAAUCGAUGCGGAUUUCUCAUCGCGGAUUAUAAAUUAGAAAAAGGAAGGAAGGAUAUAGUGCUUGUGUAUCCCGGACGGAUUCCAUUUGUUCCGUGUUGUUGUAAUCUGUAAAGAGUAGCCAAUAUGGGAAACGUGCUCGCCGCUUCAAAACCGAUCGCUGCCGGUGGCCUUCCACCUCCCUUACCAGCGGAACCAAUCCCUGCCAGUCCGGAACCGGAGAAGCCUCUGGAGAACCCCGGAUCGAUGGAGGAAUUGCAUAAAAAGUGCAAAGAUGUCAUGCCGGCCAAUUUCGAGGGCGCGAAGCUAAUGAUCAACAAAGGGCUCAGCAAUCACUUCCAAGUGUCCCAUACGAUUAACCUCAACUCGUCCAACACGAGCGGAUAUCGAUUCGGGGCCACCUAUGUGGGCACAAAGCAAAUGUCCCCCUCGGAGGCCUUCCCGGUCAUAUUGGGAGACAUUGACCCGGCUGGGAACCUAAAUGCGAACAUCAUCCACCAGCUGACGCCGAAUGUCCGGUGCAAAUUCGCAUCGCAGAUCCAGAACCAGAAAGUAACUGCCGCACAGCUGACCACGGACUACAAGGGGCAGGAUUUCACCGCCUCGCUGACCGUGGGCAAUCCCAAUAUCCUGAACAACUCCGGCGUGAUGGUGGCACAUUACUUGCAAGCGGUGACCAACAAACUGGCGCUUGGCGGCGAGCUAGCAUAUCAGUAUGGCCCACAGGUGCCCGGUGGCCAGAUAGCAAUCAUGUCCGCUGCCGCUCGUUAUGCCACCGAAGUCGGUACCUGGUCCGGUACGAUUGGCCUCGCCGGAUUGCACAUCUGCUAUUACCAGAAAGCCAGCGAUCAGCUACAGCUCGGCGUCGAGGUCGAAACCAACCUUCGAAUGCAGGAAGCCACUGCCACCAUGGGCUACCAGAUCGAUCUGCCAAAGUCAGAGCUUGUGUUCCGCGGUAUGGUUGAUACCAACUGGACGGUGGCGGCCGUACUAGAGAAGAAACUGCAACCGCUGCCAUUCACGUUUGCGCUUAGUGGCAUUCUAAAUCAUACCAAGAACCAGUUCCGGCUGGGUUGUGGGCUAAUUAUUGGUUGAACAGACCACAUGUUCGUUAGGCAUUUUAAGCAGAGUUCAAAACCACACUUUGAAGUGCAAGUUUCAUCGCAUUUCCUAUUGAGUGACAUUCGUAGAGUUGUCAGUGAUCCCCGGGAAGUGGGAAACCAAGAUUAGUCUGUUAGCAUAAAAUGAAUGAAGCAAAUGAUUUAUUACCUGCAAAACCAAUAUAGUGGAUGCAAGAAAAUGACAAAGGAUCUAUCUGAAUAAAAUAUAAAAAAGGUAAAUUGUAAAUGCGCUUGCAAAAACUCAGAUGUUUAAUUUGUCUAGCCCGCCCCCGUGUUGUAGUUCACGCGAUCCUCGACGCAUCAAUGUUGUUAGCCAGCAGUCACUAAACUAAGUUGUGCUUAUUCUUACGGUUCCUUUUACAAAAACAAUAAAACGGUUCAAGAAA